This is a messenger RNA of Triplophysa rosa, 4092 nucleotides long. RefSeq lists its product as uncharacterized. The record is from RefSeq and is a predicted model, not a curated record. Gene Ontology annotation, cellular component: external side of plasma membrane. The transcript has 18 exons. NCBI's taxonomy places the organism in Eukaryota, Metazoa, Chordata, Actinopteri, Cypriniformes, Nemacheilidae. Gene Ontology annotation, biological process: positive regulation of T cell proliferation; negative regulation of T cell proliferation; cellular response to lipopolysaccharide. Bases 95 to 2806 code for a protein of 903 amino acids.
UCUAAACACAACUGCAUGAUCCAGAAGACUCAUUUACAAAGCUGUACUUGGACUUUCACUAAAGCGAUGACAACAUGAACGGAAAUAUUUGAAAAUGGACACCAUGUUCAUUUUUGUUUUUGCGAUUUUUACAAUAUCUGAAGUAAACUUGUCUUUAGGGUUCACAGUGAAAGGUCUGUCAGGUCCUCUGGUUGUUCCUCUGGGAGGUUCAGUUCUUCUGCCCUGUUCUGUUCAUUCACUCUUAUCGAUGGAGGAUCUGGAGGUGGAAUGGAGUAAAUCACAGACUCUCGUUCAUCUGUAUCAAGAUGGAGAUAUUAGACCAGAAGCCCAGCAUCAGAGUUUUAAUGAUAGAGCUAAUUUCUUCACUGACAACAUUAAACAUGGAAACUUCUCCCUCCUGUUGAAGAACGUGACAGCUCAAGAUGAGGGACAAUACACAUGUACAGUCUACAGUGGACGCGAGUCUCAUGAAACUGUGGUGGAAAUUAAAGAUGUCGAGCGUCUGACCGUGUCUGGAUCAGAUCAGUCUAUAUCAGUGUAUGUUGGUGAUGACGUCACUCUGAACUGCUCUGUGGACUCUCACAUCCCUCCUAAAGACAUUGAAGAGGUGUCAUGGAAGAAAAGAGUCGGAAAUGAAUACAUUACAAUUCUGCUCUAUCAAAACAACACGAUUCAUCCAGAAUCAUCAGAUGAGCGAUACAGAGACAGAGUUGAGUUCUUCACUGAUGAAAUCCACAGAGGAAACUUCUCUCUCAGACUGAAGAGAGUCAGAACUGAAGAUAAAGGAGUUUACGUGUGUCAAGUGUUUGCUGGACAAUUCUCAGACAGCACAACUGGAAUACUGGAACAACUGGGUUUGUCUGGUUCACACAUAAUGGUGUUGAUUCUGUGUAUUUCUGCAUGUGGAUCUGCUCUUCUGUUCUGCUCUCUCAUCUACUGCAGACCAAACAACACAGUGUUCACUGUGGAAGGUUCUUAUGGAGCAGUUCCUUUAGGAGAUUCAGCUGUUCUCCCCUGUUUCAUUGAUCGACAUUUAGUAACUAAAGAUCUGGAUGUGGAAUGGAGAAGAUCAGACUCGCAGAUUCUGAUUCAUAUGUACCAUGAUGGAAAUAUUGGACCAGAGGUCCAGCAUGAGGAUUAUCAUGAGAGAGCUUGUUUCUUCACUGAUGACAUUAAACAGGGAAAUUUCUCUCUCCUGUUGAAGAAUGUGACAACUGAUGAUUUGGGACAAUACACAUGUAAAGUGUUCAGACAACAGAGACCUGUGAUGUCAGUCAGAGUGGAUUUAAAUUUAUAUGGUGUAGGGUUCAUUAUUAAAUAUUCUUGUGAUCUGGUUGUUCCUCUGGGAGGUUCAGUUCUUCUGCCCUGUUCCGUUGAGUCACUUUUACCAAUGGAGGACUUGGAGGUGGAAUGGAGUAAAUCAGGAUUACAGAAACCAGUGUUUGUGUAUCAAGAUGGAGAUAUUAGACCAGAGGUCCAGCAUGAGGAUUAUCAUGAGAGAGCUUGUUUCUUCACUGAUGACAUUAUACAUGGAAACUUCUCUCUCCUGUUGAAGAAUGUGACAACUAAAGAUGAAGGAGAAUACACAUGUAAAGUUUACACACAGACAACUAUGUUUUCAGUCACCACAAAAUUGCUAGUGAGACAACUAGAUUCAGUUUUUCGUCUUCAAAUGUUUUUAGUCUUUUGUCCAAAUAUCAUCAUGUUCUUUGCUUUUGUCUUCUGGGGUGUUUCUGAAGGGUCUGUGAAUGAGACAGUCUGCUGUUGUGCUCUAUAUAUUGUCAGACCUCUCAUGUUACUCUGGGCAGCUUCAUAUAUUUUUGAGUUUAAAGGCAAAAUUAAAUCACUUGUUAUGGAGUACAGUUGUGUUGCAGAGUAUUUUGUUUUGACUGCUGUUGUUUAUUCAGCACUUUUUACAAAUACUUGGGAGAAACUUCUGAAUUAUGCAGAAUUUGAAAGAGUCUUGGUAUUACUCCUCUAUAUAGUAAUGAUUCUGUGCUGCCUUGGCAAAAGUAUUUACAUUUUAGCUGCACAGAUUGGAAUCAGAUGUGGGCGAACAAUUAAAAUGUUUGACAUUGUUGCUGAUCUGACCUUUGAAAUUCUGCCAACAUUACAAUUCAUUCUUCUUUUCUACACAUUUGGAUCGGCCAGAGCAGGACUCAUCAUUGUUUCAGUUUUGCCACUUUUACUAACACUGACAAAUGAAAGAAUGUUUUAUAAAUGUGAUUACCACUUCAGUUGGUCAGUGUCAGUCAUAAGAACAGUGUGGCUCAUUGUCACAUUAGUGGUGAAUGCAGUAAUGAUCGGCCUUUACAUCAUUACACUGGAAUAUAAAACAGAUGCGGUUGGAUGGGCUUGUGUGAUGGUGUUUCUGCAGAUACUCUGGACUGUUGUGAGAUUCUCCGAUCAGUCUUAUUAUUUCUCCAUUGCUCGAGAUUUUCACCGUUUUGUCUCUCUCUAUGUGUUUGGUUCAGUUGGUGUUGUUGUAAUCAGCGCUGUUGCUCUAAUGACUGAACUGAUACUGAAAACAGUAAAUGGUGAGCGUGCAGUGAUGGAUCUGAGAUGCAUUCUGUAUCCCUCUGAAUGUUUCUUCAUCAUGUCGUUGAUGAUUUCAGGACAACUUGCACCUAAGAUGAAAGAAUAUCUGACAUUCUGCCAGAGAUCAGCAGGAUCAGAGACUCCAGCCACUGGAUCAAACCAGAAGCAGAACUAUCAUGAACUGAAACCUCUCAUGAAAACUGAACAUCACAAGACUAUUAGGAGUGAAGAUCACAUUCAGCCUGAUUCGGUGAUCGCACAAUCAUGACAGAAGAUCAUUCACAAACACUCUGACUGUUAGAUCAAACUCUCAUGAGCUCUACAAGUGUCACAUAUCUGCUCCUGCCACCAGAGGUCGCCACACACCACACUGACUGUUUCACCCCGGACUCUUAUUCCCAAGAUCCCUUCUGAUUACACCCUCACCUGUCAAUCACCCAGACACUAGCCACACUCACUCCAUUUACACACUGCUCAGUAUUGUUCGUCUAGUGCUUCAUUUUAAGAGAUUAUCCUUGCCUUGUUUUUGAUCCUUUGCCUGGUCCUGUUUUACAUUUACAUUUACAUUUACGUUUAGUCAUUUAGCAGAUGCUUUUAUCCAAAGCAAUUUACGGGAGCAAUAAGCGAUAUGUCAUACAGGAGCAAUAAUAGGUGCCAAUACAAAGUUACUGGUUUCAACAAAAGCCAGACCAAUACCUGUUGAGAGAAAGGGUUAGUGUUGGUGUUUUUUGUUUUGUUGUUUUUUGUGACUGUCUGUCACUGGAUUAUCCCUUGUUUUGCUCCUUUGGAUAUUGUUUGCUAGAUGUCGACCCUUGCUCGUCUGACCACUCUGUCUGUUAAAAAAAGCUGCAUUUGGAUCCGACCCAAUAAGACUGACAGAUUUUAUUUGUCCUGGGUGCCAAGGCCCUCAAUUUGGUACUCCGAUCCACAGCAUGAUGUCAGAAAUUUGACUUUAGAAAAUUGACCUUAGUUCUGUGUUUAUUUGGCAGUUUUGCCAAAGUGCUUUUACCUUUGGAAUGGUACAGACUCCUGGAAAACAUUUUCAGGAGAAAAAUGUGUUUUUCAGGAAAAACAUGUACAGCUCAGUUUGAAUUUAAAGCUACAUUCAUAAAGCAAAUCCUAACCCAUAAUACAAUUUUAACCAUUUCACUAAUGAGGUCAGAAAAGGGAAAUAUUACUACAGAAGAAAAUGCAAAAAACAAACUACUAUCAAAACUACUUAUUGGACAAACUAAGUAUAACAUUACUUUACAGUAGUUGGCCAUUGAUUUGUAAUGUAUACCAGAGCAUUUUUGUGUUGCUUAUUUCGUCUCACUUAUGAGAAAUCUGAUGUGAAUGGACAAGCUUUUUUUUUUAUUUGAGGUUAGAUGUCAAUACAAUUGAAAUAAUUAUCUCUUAAUUUGACCAACAUUCUAAAGCAUUACUAAAAACAACUGUUAAUGCAGCUGAGGCCUAACGUGUUUGCUAACGUUUGAUAAAGUAUGAUGGUUGCUGUGUAUCAAAAUGAUUUUCAGUUUAGAGCAACAUUAAAGAAUAUGCAAUGUGAAACUCCAA